UCGUAGGAGGGGCAGAAAAAACUUUUUGAGUUCUGAAAAAAACCAAACGAACCUAAAACCCUAAAACCCCGAAUACCACUACCGGUGCCGUUCCACCGUACCCCUCUUCCGCCGGCCGAGCUCUGUCGCCCCAACCCUCAAGCUUCCCCGCUCAAGCUUGUGUUCCUUCCCGAUCCCAAUUAACUCGUAACAGCUAUAUAGAGGUGUCUCAGCCUCUGCUUUCGUCUUCUCCACAACAAGAACUAUCGGUGAUGGCGGCGCCCCUUCCGUUCAAGAAGAACUACCGGUGCUCCCAGGCCCUGCAGCAGUUCUACUCCGGCGGACCAUUCGCUGUCUCCUCCGACGGCUCCUUCAUCGCUUGCACCUGCUCUGACUCCAUAAAGAUCGUCGACUCCUCCAACGCAUCCAUCAGGUCCACCAUUGACUGCGAGUCUGACACCGUCACCGCCCUGUGUCUCAGCCCCGACGAUAAGCUCCUCUUCUCCGCCGGCCACAGCCGACAGAUUAAAGUCUGGGAAUUGUCCACCUUGAAGUGCCUUCGUUCCUGGAAGGGUCAUGACGGUCCUGUGAUGAGCAUGGGUUGCCAUGUCUCGGGAGGGUUGCUGGCGACAGGCGGAGCCGAUAGGAAGGUGCUUGUCUGGGAUGUGGAUGGUGGCUUCUGCACCCACUACUUCAAGGGUCACGAAGGCGUUGUCACCACUAUUCUGUUCCAUCCUGACCCAAAUAAGUCCCUUCUAUUUUCUGGGAGUGAUGAUGGGACAGUACGAGUUUGGGAUAUCCUGGCAAAGAAGCGCGUGUCAACUUUGAGAGCACACAACUCAACAGUGACCUCUGUGGCAUUAUCCGAUGAUGGUUGGACAUUGCUUGCUGCAGGAAGAGAUAAGGUUGUAUCUUUGUGGGAUUUACUCGACUUUACCUGUAAGAAGACUAUCCCGACAUAUGAGGUGCUUGAAGCCGUGUGUAUAAUAUCUCCUGCAAAUCCUUUGGCUUCAUUGUUCAAUUUGGAUGAUCAGCUAAAUCGGAAGAAAAAAGGCGGAUCUUCACUAAUUUAUUUUCUUACCGUUGGUGAGCGUGGCAUUAUACGGAUAUGGGAAUCUGAAGGUUCGGUUUGCUUGUUUAAGCAAGCAUCCUCUGACGUUACUGUAAGCUCAGAUGUGGAUGACUCAAGGAGCGGUUUCACGGCUGCUGUUAUGUUACCCUUGAAUCAAGGGCUACUCUGUGUUACUGCUGAUCAACAGUUUUUAUUCUAUUACCCUGAGAGUCUUCCUGAAGGACUCCAAUUAACCUUACAAAGAAGACUUGUAGGGAACAACGAAGAAAUAGUUGAUAUGAAGUUUCUUGGAGAGGAGGAGCAAUUUCUUGCUGUUGCAACAAAUCUUGAACAGAUACGAGUAUAUGAACUUGCUUCCAUGUCAUGUUCUUAUGUCUUGGCUGGUCACACGGAAAUUGUGCUCUGCCUAGAUACCUGCGUAUCAAGUUCCGGAAGGAAACUUAUUGUCUCAGGAAGCAAGGAUAGCAGUGUUAGGUUGUGGGACUGUGACAGGAGAUGCUGUAUUGGAGUUGGAAUAGGUCACAUGGGAGCUGUUGCUGCUGUAGCUUUCUCAAAGAGAGAGAGAAAAUUCUUCGUUAGUGGUAGUAGUGAUCGCACUCUUAAGGUCUGGAGUUUGGAUGACACGUCAGAUGGUGCAGAAGAGCCUGCUAGUUUGAAGGCUAAAGCUGUUGUAGCAGCUCAUGAUAAGGAUAUAAACUCCAUUGCAAUUUCACCAAAUGAUGGUUUGGUUUGCUCUGGUUCUCAGGAUCGGACAGCUUGUGUAUGGAAGCUCCCCGAUCUGGUUUCUGUUGUUGUAUUAAGAGGACAUAAAAGGGGAAUAUGGUCAGUGGAGUUUUCGCCUGUGGAUAAAUGUGUUAUCACAGCAUCCGGUGACAAGACAGUUAAGAUAUGGUCUAUACCUGAUGGUUCUUGCUUGAGGACAUUCGAAGGACAUACUUCCAGUGUACUAAGAGCAUCAUUUCUCACUCGUGGGACUCAGUUUGUAUCCUGUGGAGCUGAUGGUUUGGUGAAGCUAUGGGCUGUCAGAACCAAUGAAUGCAUUGCUACAUAUGAUCAACAUGAGGACAAGGUUUGGGCUGUAGCUGUUGGGAGAAAGACAGAAAUUCUUGCAACCGGUGGCAGUGAUGCUAUUGUCAAUCUGUGGUAUGAUUCAACUGCUUCUGACAAAGAGGAAGCAUUCCGCAAAGAGGAAGAAGGAGUAUUGAAAGGCUUAGAGCUUGACAAUGCGGUAGCUGAUACUGACUACACAAAAGCAAUCCAAAUUGCGUUUGAACUCCGGCGGCCUCAUAAAUUGUUUGAAUUGUUUGCUGAAAUCUGUAGGAAGAAAGAAGCUCGGGAGCUCAUAGAGAGAGCCCUUUCUUCCCUUGGGAAGGAAGAUGUUAAUAAGCUUCUUGAAUAUGCACGAGAGUGGAAUACAAAACCAAAAAUGUGUCAUGUUGCUCAGUCUCUGCUGUUUGAAGUCUUCAAAAUCUUUCCUCCCUCUGAAAUAAUUAAGAUCAAAGGCAUAGGGGAGCUCCUUGAGGGUCUCAUUCCGUAUUCUCAGAGGCACUUCAGCAGGAUCGAUAGGCUUGUGAGGAGCACAUAUUUGUUGGAUUAUACAUUGAUGGGGAUGUCGGUCAUUGAACCAGAAGCUCCUGAAACCGUGAGAGAAGCUGGUAGCAGAGCUGUGCCUCUAGGAGUUAACUCUGAGAUGAAAGACACAAAUGAUGUGCCUCUAACAGAUAAAUCAGAUGGGGAUAUUAGAGGGGAGCUGGAAGAGAAAUCUUCUGUGUCUAAGAAGAGAGGACGGGCUGGCAAAUCCAAAGAUAGAAAAUCAGCUAAGAAAGCAAAGGAUGGCGCAGCAGGUGGUGGCGUCGCUAUCCCGAUAGAGGCUUAAGACAGGUUUUUGAACACAUGCUGUCUUGUUGUAUCAGUGAGUAAUUUAUGCCAUUUCUUAAAGCUGAGGGCCGUUUUGAUCCAGGGCCCAGCGACGUAGGUGUAGAGAAAUCACAUCUGAUUACAAGUUUUCCUCAUAUUAUAGCGCAAGUCAUGUAAGAUGGGGUCUGCUCCUUGGAAUAUCAACCGACUCAAGCUCAUAUCAUUACCAUUAGUUUGUCACAUGCAUUUGGCUCGA
Molecule: messenger RNA, 3164 nt
Organism: Punica granatum (pomegranate)
Lineage: Eukaryota; Viridiplantae; Streptophyta; Magnoliopsida; Myrtales; Lythraceae
Source: RefSeq, a predicted model, not a curated record